CGCCUGGACCCUGAGCCUGGGCUCUGUCCCCUGAGCGGCUCCGCUGUGGCUCCCAGAGGUGAGGGGGAGGGCGCCUCUCCAGGUUUCCCUCCCAGGUGUGCGCCACCUGCAGGUGGGAUUGCAGGUGGGAUCCCAGCUCUGCCUGUCCCCUCCGAGAGGAACUGGAUCCAUGAAGGGCCGUCCGGGGUGUGUGUUCCAGGCCUGCGCUGUGGCCCGUCGAGCACCCGAAGGUCCCCCUCAGGCGCUGGGUACAGCCGUGACGAGUGACCCUCCGCUGAUUCACUUCAGGUGCAAGUUCAGGUCCACCGCCUGUCCCCCCGGGCCCACCACCAGGGCGGGAACCAGUGGGAACAGCUGGCUUGGUCUGCAGGGGACUUGCUUGGUGCUCAGUGAACAGGUGCCAAGUGGGUGGGUGGAGGGGAGGAGGGAGGGGCGGAGGGAGUGCAGGUCAGCCCUGUGGAAAAAUCCAACCCCUGAGCCAUGAUGUCUGCGUGGACUCUCACCCGCGUCCGAGACCCAGGGAGGCUCUUCGUCCCCCCCGGAGCGGCGCCCCCGCAUCGCUCAGGUCAGACUUCACCCACCCACCUGGAGGAGUCUGUUCUCCGCAGAAGCUCCGACCAGCCCGCUGUGCGCCUGGGAGUCGACGUUCUCGCGCACCGACCUGCCCACACGGAGAGGAAAGCAAGGUGGUCCGUCCCGCUCCUGCGCUUCCCGUCGUGGUCCUCUUGCUCUAGUUGUCGCUGCGCAGGAUCCCCACUCUUCUCCCGACUCCUCUAGAGCAUGGGGCUCCCUGGGACUGAAGCUCCAGGCGGGGCCCCAUCCACCUUCCUACCCCGAGGGCCCCUGGGGCUGAGACGCGCCUGCCAGCCAGCUCCCCAGAGAGGCGGGUGCUGCCAUUCAGGCGUCUUCCUUGUCGGAGCCGUUCCACAGAGACGUGCUGUGUGGCCUGGAGGCGACCCCUGCCCAUUCCAAGCCUCAGGUUCCCGUGGGUGAGAGACCCUUCCAGCAUGGCCCUGCCUCCUGCUUUCCGCCUGCACCGCGCCAGCCUGCGCCAGCCUGCGCCGGGCAGCAGGGGGCAGCAGGGACCGGGACAUGCAGGCCGUGGCCUCACCACAGCCCCGAAGCUCGAAGCUCCCGGUUAGGAGCUGCCCUUUGUCUGAACAUCUGUCUGGCUCCGCGCCCGGAAGCCACCAGCCCCCGAGCGAGAAGCUUCCCCCCCACUGGGCCCUGAGUUGUUCCCUGCCGGUGCCAGCUCUGACAUCACCCCGCAAACUUGCCACCCUGGCUCCUACCCAACCACACGGCACCUCUGACCCAGCCCUGAGCUCCGAGUCACCCCAAAACGCGGCCUGUGGUGCUGCCGCCGGUGGAACCUGUGGUGGGAACAGGUACCAUCCCUGCUGGCCUAGGAGUGACCCCGGGUCCAGCGGGGUGGACGGCGGGUGGAGGCCUGGAAGGACCCAGAUGCUGAGCUUCAGCGGCGGGUUCAGCUCCAGGAGGUCGACGCCCCGGGCUGAUGCUGUUGUCAGGCGGGGCUGCCCCAAGCGGCAACAUUGCAAACUCAAGUGCCAGGACCCAGGCCGGAGCGCAGCUCUCUCCCGAUCGCGGGGCGGUUGGCGCAGAUACUCCGCACACCGACCAUCUCCUCCGUCUGAAAGGCCUGCGGUUAGAGGACGUGGCUACCGAGCAUUUCAGAGUCUGAUGGCUGUUUCAGUGCAGCAGCGGCGGCCUGUCCUGAGCACCUCACUGUCCCUGUUGUCACACACCCGGGGCCCAGCGCCUCUGCGGACGCCCUCGGUGCUGCCCAGCCACCUGGACCAUCAGCUCCCCCUCAGGUCCUGGCGCACAAAGCGGAUGGGAGCGCCCGGCGGUGGAGGAGAAGGAGCUGAAGCUGGGACGGCUGUCAGCGCCCCGGCCGGAGCCCCGCGCGUCCAGGGCGCAUCGUCCCCCUGUUGACUGGGCCGCCUCCGCCCCAACAAAACGGCCCCGGGACUGAAGAGCCGCGCAGCGGGCACCGUGGCUGGCGCAUCCGAAGAGCCAAGGCCGCUGGGCCCUGACGGUGGGCAGAGACCAGGGCGCCGGCAGCCCAGGCGGGGGAUGGGGCCCUCGUGCGCCAGGCCGAGAACUGUUAGAAGACAAGGCGCCAGGGCGGCCCGAGAACAGACGUCUCCAGGAGUAUUUACUGCGCCUUCAUGAGGAGAAUUUCCAGGCUGCCCCUUGAAGCAAUGACGUUGGACUUGGAGCAAAUGGAAACAUUGUGAAAUUGCUUAUUUUCUUCCAAAAUCUGUAUUUUCUUCCUUGCUUCCUGUUCAGUCAGGCCCACUCAUUAGCAGCCAUGUCUUUGCGUUAUGCUCAGCCCAAGUUUUGCUCCGUGACCAUAUUCCAAAUUAAACUUUUAUGUUUCCAGGAAAA
Molecule: messenger RNA, 2412 nt
Organism: Myotis myotis
Lineage: Eukaryota; Metazoa; Chordata; Mammalia; Chiroptera; Vespertilionidae
Product: translation initiation factor IF-2-like
Exons: 6
Coding region: 1093-1956 (287 amino acids)
Source: RefSeq, a predicted model, not a curated record